GAUAUUAGAUACAAAAGUUGAAAUUCUUGCUAAAAUGUGUUUGGUAAACAUCUUUGUAUAUAUUUUAUAACUGCCUUGGGAUGAGUGGUGUUUGGCGCCCCCUACUGGUUGCCUAUAAAUAAGAGGGGAAACCGGAAAUUCCACACAGACGGUUUUGCACUCUUAUGUGGUAAGUCAUCAGGUCUGGUUCUCCUCUGACUUGUUUUUGUGAUUUUGUUCGGGGACUAAAUUGGAGUGUUGUUGCAGUGCACAGAGAACAGGUGGACUAGUAGGGGAGGCUGACGGGAUGUUUUUGUCGACCACUCAUUGCAGGUUGUAAAAUAAACCACUUACAAUCCAACCCACUGUCCACGCGAGUCUGUAUGACAGGACCGGUAAAAAGGAAGCUGUUACAUUGGUGCCGUGACCCGGAUUUCAAUCAAGCUCAUCGAACCUGUGACCGUCCUGUCUGCUACAUCGGUUUUUGAAGACAUCAGUUCACAUUGUGUAUGGGUUCAUGUUCACAGCUGACACAGUAGCAUUAUAGUGCAGUGUAAAGAUAUUUCUAUACACUGAGAAUCUUUAUGUGCCAUUAGAGUAAUAUUUUGAUUUGUUUUGUUUAUUAUUCGUUUAUUCCAAGUUGGUGAUUUUAUUUCCUAUUGUGUUUUAGAUUCUGAAUUUUUUUUUUUUUUCAUUUGUUAAACUCCUGAACAAUGUCUAAUCAAAGUAACCACUGUUGGUAUAGCACACCCAUUAGUAUUGGUAGAGGAAGAGGUGUGCUUGCUCCCAUUCCUUUUUCUGUUGAUAGUCCUGCUCCUAGUGGUCUUAUGGCCUCAUUAGAUGAAAUUCCUAGUGCUAGAGUCCAUAAUCCUGUUGACUGUUAUACCAGAACACCUAUGCCUAAUAUCACACCAACACCGAACCCUACUAGUGACAGUUCUGAGUGUGUAACUGCCCAGAUGAAAUCUGUUAUCCAAGAGAUAGGACAUCAGCUUGCUGACAGCAUCAUUUCACGCAUACAGCCACAUAACACAGUUGCUCCCAGUUCUACAGCCACACAAACUGUAGCGAGCAUUAUGGGUCAGUCCGGUUGUGUAUCUGAUGUAUCGCAGGUUCAAGUUGUCAUGCAGAGAAAAGUCAAAGAACCUCCAUGUUUUGCAGGUAAUGGCUCAGACUCCAUUACAGUGCAUGACUGGGAAGAUCAGAUGAGAACAUUCAUUAGGAAAAGUAAUGUUAAGAUUGAAGAGCAGGCUGAUGAAAUUCUUAUGCAUCUGAGGGGAAAGGCUAAGGACGUAGUUAAGUUUGGGAUUAGAAAUAGUAACAUUAACAUUACUGCUCACCCUGACAUGAUUUUUAGUCUCCUCAGAAAACACUUCAGCUCUACUAAGUACUCUGCUGUCCCCUUAGCUGACUUUUAUUCGACCCUUCCCAAAGGCCACGAAGACCCAUAUGACUACUGGCUGAGACUAAACAGAGCAGCUGACUUCGCCUCUGACUGCCUGAGAGAACAGGGCAAAUUAUUUGAAAACCCUGAGAUGGAGGUGACACGUAUGUUUAUUAGAAAUUGUCCCUGUAAAGACCUGACUCUCACUUUCAGGUCCAAAACUAUUGAUAAGUGGUCAGCGUGUGAAGUCCUGGAGGUGCUGAAUGAGUACCAUGCUGAGGUGAGCUGUAAAGAAACUUCCCCAGUGCACCACGAGAAGACAGUGGACAUUAAAGUGCACAAAGCAGAGGUAGGCCAUGGCUUGGUCCCUACACACAACAGUCAGGAGAACUCCCAGACACACAGCCCUCAGUGUGUCUCCCUGACAGAUGUAAUGUUCAUGUUAGAGAAGGUUCUGCUGCAUGGAGCCUCUGAUCAAUCACAUGUAAGAAGGCGAACUCCACCCAGGCGACCUGUAAACAAUACAGACAAAAUUGAUGGUUUCACAAUUAAACCAUGCAUUAUUUGCAAAGCUGACAACCACAGUGCCUUGUCACAUUGCCGAGAAAACAGGCUCUGUUUCAAGUGUUAUGCUCCAGGCCAUUCACGCCACAACUGCCCAACUAAAAGAGCUGCCCCAGAGCAUCAGGAAAACUGACUGGUCUGCACACAAGGGAGAACAGUGCAGAUGAACUCAAUAAGCCUCCCAUCAGUAAUGAGUUUCCAGAAAUCCAAGAUAAUGCAUCCCUCUAUGAGUUGUACAGUAGUACAUUGAUCCCAUCCAAGAAACUGAUAUUCCAGGGAUCCCAAAGAAUAGCAGAAACUAACAGCCUGUUCUACACACCUGUGUCUGUACAGAAUGGCCUCACCCUCAAAGCACUGUUAGAUAGUGGUUCAAUGGCUUGUACAAUAAAUGAGUCCUCUGUUCAGUCCCUUUUACAGCAGUGUCCUGACAUAACGAAAAGCACAGCUGAAGAUUAUGUCAUUAUAGGCUGUGGUGGACAACAGGUUUUCCCCAAAGACAUGUAUGACCUUGAUGUCAUGGUUUAUGGAUGUAGGAUGAUAAUUCCAACAAUGGUUGUUCCAGGCCAGACAGAACAGAUGAUUCUUGGCAGCAAUGCCAUAAAACACAUUCUAACCCAACUAAAGAACACUGACAGCUACUGGAGACUAGUUUAUGCACCCAACAAUGGCCAGACACCUGACCACUGCCAAUUUCUAUCACUACUAUCCAAUACAGAACG
Gambusia affinis (western mosquitofish) is the source of this 2646-nucleotide messenger RNA. RefSeq lists its product as uncharacterized. The transcript has 2 exons. The record is from RefSeq and is a predicted model, not a curated record. NCBI's taxonomy places the organism in Eukaryota, Metazoa, Chordata, Actinopteri, Cyprinodontiformes, Poeciliidae. Gene Ontology annotation, molecular function: zinc ion binding; nucleic acid binding. The coding region runs from base 693 to 2060 and encodes 455 amino acids.